AUGGAUAGCGCGAGCGACAAUGAAAGCGAUACUGAGCUGUUUGAGGCGUACUUUUUAACACAAUCUAGGAAAGAAGGGUUGCAACGACUAGAAUCAGCAGGGAAAACGCCUAGACGAGUCAAAGUCUAUCUAUUAAAUGGAGAAGACUGGCUAGAUAACGGGACCGGGUUCUGUGUUGGAGAGAUUGAAGACAAGACAAGGGACGCGUAUUUUCUUGUAAGAAAAGAAACGGAGGCAAACGAGGUGAUCUUGAGGUCUAAACUAGAAGGAUCGAUCCAGUUUCAGCGACAACAAGAAACCUUGAUAGUUUGGACAGAUUCAACGGGAUGCGACUUGGCGCUUUCUUUCCAGGAAACUGAAGGGUGUGCCGACUUGUGUGAUUUCAUAAUCAAAGUGCAGCAAGGAAACUAUAGCCCCAACAUUUCCUUGUAUUACGUUAUUUCAAAUAUCGAUGACGGUGAAGACAUAACUGAGCUCGUGACAGGGCCAAUACGAUAUCCUCCGCGCAAACCAAAAAUCGACAAUUUGAAUUUGGUGCUAGAAAGCUUGAACCAGGGUGUCAACUCGCAAUUUACGCGUACUAAUCUUCUGGAGUACAUGAUCGAUAUUGGCUAUUUUGACAAACUAGCUAAGGUGUUUUUGGAAGCUGAAGCUACAAACAAUAUCGAGAGCUUACAUGAUUUGAGUGAUAUAAUAAAGCUUAUGUUUGCUUAUAGCGAGCCUUCCCUAAUUGAAGAUAUCCUUUCUUCUGAAGAUAAGAUACAAAAGCUUGCCGCAAUACUAGAGUAUGAUUCUGAGUAUCCAGAUACUAAGGCAGAUCAUCGUACUUUACUUCAGGAUAAGUCCUUUAGAACGGUAAUACCAGUUGAAGAGCUCUCGGUGUUUAGACUAGACUAUUACUUGAACGUGUUAAAAGAUGUGGUUUUAACGAGGUUUCUUGACGAUCAAUCUUUCAAUUUGCUAACAUCUAUGAUAUACAACAAUCAGGUAAAAAUAUUUCACUAUCUUGAAGAUGCUAGAAUACUACAUAAGUUAUUUGAAGUUUAUGAUGAUCCGGAUGGCAACUUGGAAGUGAAAAGAGACGGAGUAAAGAUGAUACAUCAAUAUACUUUGAUUGCAAAGUCUUUACAAAAGCAGGAUUUCUUUGUACUGCUAGUAAAGGCUGGCUUGUACACAAUGCUUAGUUUUGCAUUGGAGGAUGAAGAGGACAAGGUGAGAAUUCUUGGGACAGAGUUGAUUGUUAGUAUUAUCGAGCAAGAUGUGUCACUACUGAGUAGUAGUAGUAGUAGUAGUACUACUACUACUAGUAACGAUAGUUGUCUUAGCCUGCUGCCCUACAACGAAGAGCCAAUUGACGAAAUUGCAUUGCCGAGAAAAUCCUUUACAAGUGAUGAAAUUAAUGAUAAUGAUAAUGAUGAUAACAAUAAUAACAAUAAUAACAAUAAUAAUGAUGAUAAUGAUGAUGAUGAUGAUGAUGAUGAUGAUGAUGAUGAUGAUGAUGAUGAUGAUGAUGAUAAUGGCAAAACAAAAAAUGGCAAAAAAUUAAAAGGUGUCUUACUAACCUUUUCGAACAAUAUGAGCUUAAUUUUCAAACUCAGUAAGCUAUUGGUCAACGAUAGAAACACGGGAUUGAAAUAUCAAGCGUUUGAGGCGCUCAAGAUUUUACUAGACCCAAACAUAGUAUCAAGCGGCGGAUUAAAAAGUGAUACGCUGGAGAAAAAAUCCCAAACAGCUGUUGAAUCUCACUUGUCUACCAAAGCAAAUGGCGAUUUCAGGGAAAUCGAUAAACAUAACUACCUUCAAGCUUUUUAUAGCAAGGUUGCUCCGGAGUUGUUUGUGGACAUUAUUACAAUUGCUAAAUCGACAAGCGAGUCUAAGUCUAAGCCUAAGUCUAAGCCUAAGCCCAAGUUUAAAUCUGAGUCUGAGUCUGAGUCUGAGUCUGAGUCUGAGUCUGCGUCUGAGACUCAGAAAGUGUCAAAUGAAAAGUUAGUUUUAUAUCAACUUUUAUGUGAGAUGGUCAAUUUUUGUAUAAAAGAACAUGAGUUUGCACAUGUCGGUCCUUUCCUUAUAAAUAAUCAAAUUUUAAAGGGGCUUUCAAAGCUUUUGGACUCUGAUUUUAAAACAGUUUUGAAAUUGCAUGUGGUGAGAUGCUUCAAGAAUAUCAUUUUACUCAACGAUGAUAUUUUUACCCAAUACAUUAUAGAUAAUGGUCUUUUCGACCAUAUCAUAGACUUUUUCAGCACAGUUGUUGACAAGAACAAUUUGUCAAAUUCGGCGUGUUUAGAUAUAUUGGAGAUCAUCAAGAAGUAUUGCGAUGCUACUAAUUUCGAAAAAUGCGAUAAUUUUCAGCGUAUGGCAAGGUAUUUAAUCAAGCAUCACGAAAAGUUUCUUUUAUCCGAGGCUAAUCAUAUAAACACAGUAGCAGAGUUGGUGGAGUUGGUAGAAAACGAUUUCAAUGACUCAAAACACACUAGCGUUGUUGUUAAUUGCGAGAGUGAGAGCGAGAGUGAGAGCGAGGGUGAGAGUGGGAGCGAGAGUGAGAGUGAGAAGGAGGGCGAGAGUGAGGUGCUUAAUGGGUCAAAUGCAUCUUCCAAGCACUCAUUUGAAGAAAGCGAGGAAAAAAUAGAUUUAAUCAAGACAGAUAAGGUGAGCAUGUCUAAUGAAGAGCUUUUGCAAAAUAACGCAUCUACACCGAUUAAUGAGUAUGAAGAGGCUUUGGCAGAAGACGGGGUAAUUAUCUAUGCAAGGAAGCAGAGUCUAAUAACCAAAGAAAAACAAAAGUCGUUUUCGUCGUCGUCGUCGUCGUCGUCUCCUCUGACCAGCGGUGAAAAUAAAGACUACCUGUUUGGGUUUGGAGAGAAACGAUUGCGCGAUUCUGUUGACGAAACAGAAAGCAUUGAGAGGUCUGAAACUAUUCGUAGCAGAAAAGUUGCCAAGCAGAACCCGACAAGUACAAAUGGAUCAUCUUUUGUUGGUGCAGUGGAGGAUAUCGAUGACGAUAGUUCAAAUAGCAGCUCUAUUGUGAGCGUGCUUUCCCAGGAUAUCGACACUUCUGCCAACUCGAAUACAAGCGACUCAAAGUUUGAGGCUUCAAAAGUCAUGCUAGUAGGUGGUGGUGGAGGCGAGAGUUGUAGAGGAGAAUAA
Molecule: messenger RNA, 3144 nt
Organism: Lodderomyces oxycetoniae
Lineage: Eukaryota; Fungi; Ascomycota; Pichiomycetes; Serinales; Debaryomycetaceae
Gene: PSY2
Product: Psy2p
Exons: 1
Coding region: 1-3144 (1047 amino acids)
Biological process (GO): DNA damage response; protein dephosphorylation
Cellular component (GO): protein phosphatase 4 complex; nucleoplasm
Molecular function (GO): protein phosphatase activator activity
Source: RefSeq, a predicted model, not a curated record